Messenger RNA from Pelodiscus sinensis (Chinese soft-shelled turtle), 822 nucleotides. Its product is annotated as olfactory receptor 52K2-like. The record is from RefSeq and is a predicted model, not a curated record. Gene Ontology annotation, biological process: G protein-coupled receptor signaling pathway. Gene Ontology annotation, cellular component: plasma membrane. NCBI's taxonomy places the organism in Eukaryota, Metazoa, Chordata, Testudines, Trionychidae. Gene Ontology annotation, molecular function: G protein-coupled receptor activity; olfactory receptor activity.
AUGGCAGCUUCCAACUGGACCACACCCCACCCCUCCACCUUCAUCCUCCUCGGCAUCCCGGGGCUGGAGGAAGCCCACGUCUGGAUCUCCAUCCCCUUCGUCUCCGUCUACAUCCUGUCUGUCGUAGGGAACUGCCUCCUCCUGGCUGUGAUCAAAUCCGAGCCGAUCCUCCAUGAGCCCAUGUACCUUUUCCUCGCCAUGUUGGCCUUUGCCGACCUGCUCAUCUCAACUACCGUCGUGCCCAAAACCCUCUGCAUUUUCUGGUUCAGGGACCAGGCCAUUCAUAUUGAUGCUUGCCUGACCCAGGUGUUUUUGGUUCAUUCAGUUGCUACCAUGGAGUCUGGGUUCAUGCUGGCCAUGGCCUUCGAUCGCUACGUCGCCAUCUGUAACCCGCUGCGACACUCGGACAUCCUGACCCACCAGGCCAUAGCCAAGAUGGGGCUGGGUGUUGUGCUGAGGGGGAUGAUUGUACUGGGCCCAUCCCUGCUGAAGCAGCUUCCGUAUUGCACAACUAACGUCAUUUCUCACACUUACUGUGAGUUCAUGGUGCUUGUGAAACUGUCUUGUGUGGAUACUGCAGGCCUGAGAACCUAUGGUCUGCUUGUGGCAUUUCUAACAGCAGGGUUAGAUUUUAUCCUCAUCAUCCUGUCCUACAUCCUUAUCCUCCGGGCCGUCUUCCACCUGCCCUCCAAGGAGGCCCGGACCAAAUCCCUCAGCACCUGUAGCUCCCACGUCUUCAUCAUGAUGACAUCCUACACCCCCGCCUUCUUCUCUUUCUUCUCCCACCGCUUUGGCCAUUUUACCUGCUCUUUCCUCCCAUGA